Numida meleagris (helmeted guineafowl) is the source of this 2666-nucleotide messenger RNA. Its product is annotated as tubulin beta-4B chain-like. The record is from RefSeq and is a predicted model, not a curated record. Gene Ontology annotation, molecular function: GTP binding; structural constituent of cytoskeleton. The transcript is spliced from 4 exons. Lineage: Eukaryota; Metazoa; Chordata; Aves; Galliformes; Numididae. The coding region runs from base 105 to 560 and encodes 151 amino acids. Gene Ontology annotation, biological process: mitotic cell cycle; microtubule cytoskeleton organization. Gene Ontology annotation, cellular component: microtubule; cytoplasm.
AGGGGCGGCGCGCAGCGCCCGAUUUAAGGCGCGGAGCGGGGCGCGGCCGCUGCAGCGCGGAGAGCGGGAGGUGACGGAGCGGGGAUUGCGCGGACGCCGGCAUCAUGCGUGAGAUCGUGCACAUUCAGGCCGGGCAGUGUGGCAACCAGAUCGGCGCCAAGUUCUGGGAGGUCAUCAGUGAUGAGCACGGUAUCGAUCCUACCGGCAGCUACCAUGGGGACAGUGACCUGCAGCUGGAGAGGAUCAACGUGUACUACAAUGAAGCCACAGGUAACAAGUACGUUCCCCGUGCCAUCCUGGUUGACCUGGAGCCCGGCACAAUGGACUCGGUGCGCUCCGGCCCCUUCGGACAGAUCUUCCGNGCAGCGCGGAGAGCGGGAGGUGACGGAGCGGGGAUUGCCUUCUUGCACUGGUACACGGGCGAGGGCAUGGAUGAGAUGGAGUUCACGGAGGCGGAGAGCAACAUGAACGACCUGGUCUCAGAGUACCAGCAAUACCAGGAUGCCACUGCUGAUGAGCAGGGUGAAUUUGAAGAGGAAGGAGAGGAAGAUGAGGCUUAAGUUCCCUUUUGUCAGAAGAACUUCUCUAAAGCUGGCAUGUGUAUGGAAUGACUUUUGAUAGUAGUGGUAAAGCAUGUUCUUUAGAUGCUGUGUACCCAAUUAUCCUCUUUGCACUUGUAACUUUGACAGAUUUUAUCAAUGUAACAGUUCUGAAUCCCAAGUAAUUACAAUGUUUUUUUGUCCUUUAUAAUGUUAAGAGCACAUAAAGGCAUGCAUUCUAGAUUGUUUUCUGUCUUUCCUAACUCCUGCACUGGGCCAAGAACAGCUAUUAUUUGCCCCACUGGCUGAAUAAGUUUAAAGGCAUGUUAAGUAUAUUCUGAUCCACAGAGGCUUACAUAUUGUUAAUAUGGAUUCUUCUCAUGCAGAUAUCUUUGCUUUUUUCUUGCAGGACUCAUGCCUAACUUGAAUUAAAAAUGAAGUUGCUAAAGUUAUUAAAUAGCGCAAGGACAAAUACCUAUAACUUUACAGUUUACGUCACCGUAAGAAAUCUUCUACUUCUCUGUUGAACUCCUCUGCAAAACGGAGGUGUAGAUUAUGCUUUCCUUCUGGCAUCAGAUGCAACCUUGAAAGAGGGAGGGGAGGCGGGGGGAGAGGAAAAACCACAAUAUAUUGAAUAUGCAAUAUAUCCUGGGAGCACAGGUAAACAGUUUGUCCUUUUCCUUUGCUCUUGGUUACCCAAGUGAAAACAUUGAUGUAACACUGACGUACUGUUUCCAUGUCUGUGGAUCAGAAUGUCAACUACAUCAACAGUUGAAACAACAAACAUACUUCCUCCACUUUGGGACGGAUAAACUACGUUUUAAACAAAUUAUUGUCCCAGACCUAGUUCAAAAACCUUUUUAGUGGUCUGCAAAGACGCCACUGAAAUUCAAGCGAGUAGGAUACAGCUAAAUGUAUGUCAAGCACCUAAGCUGCUUUACCUCUUUCAGAGAACAGUGUCUGUGCUGGACAGAAUGUCCUGAACAGACUGGGUGGUGAAACUAAAUCUGUAGCUGCAGCAAACUUAAUUGGCAUUUGAGCUGUCUCUCAUUUUUCUGCAUAAAAACGAAUUCAGAACUAAUAUAAGCUAUCUUUCUAAAGUAAAAAGGGAAAUCUGUACUUCUGUGGCUGAAUUGUGACUUAAGCAACAAAAAGGUUUAGGAGAGUCUCUGAGUAGCCUACAUCUUUAGGCUGUUAACUGAGAGGUGAGAGAAGACUAAACUAAUUGCUGUUAUUUUCUAUCUGAGAAAAACUUUUAUGUAUGUACAUUUAAUACUUAUAUCACAUUGUGAAGCUCUUUGUUUUACAACUUGUAGCAGUUUCAAUAGCUGAAGACCACAUUGUCUGUUAAUUUGCUGUGCUGUCUUCGUACCAUUUAAAUCCUACUACAGCAAGGGCAAUAAUUCUUUUAGUGGUGAUCAAGUGAUGUUUAGUUUCAGGAAGAAAAGAGAACCAGUGUGAACAUAUCUAGUUCUUCCAGCACUUCUGUCUGAAUUUUAAUAAGAUUUUCUUCAAAGACAAAGCAAUAUACAGAUGUGCAAACAUCUAACAGCAGUCGUGAAUACCAUCCACAAUGGUAAACCUAAUAUUACCUAAUUCUAGCCAUGCAAGUACAGAAUAAUGGCACACAAUGUAUCUGCACUACAAAUAGCAAAUCCUUUUCUAAUUUACUAUUCAGAGAAAAAUCAAGGCAAGAAAAGGUGAUAUUCAAGUUAUUACUGAAAAUAUGCUGAAUUUAAAACUCUUCAUCUUGCUUUACAAUGAAAUAUCUCUAGUGCAACAAGAUAAAAAGAGGGUAAUGUGCCUAAGUAUUUUCUGUGUAUUUCUGAUAUUUAAUCAUUGGUUUAAUUUCUUUUUGGAUAAAUGCAUAUAUGGGAGAGCACUUCAGCACAAAGACACGUAAAGAACAGCUUUAUGUUUUACUGUUUGGUAACUUCUAACACUUUCUUCCCUGGUGGUCCUUCUGAAGAAGCUAUCUGAUCUUUGUCUAGUUUUUGUUAUGGCAUGCCUUAGCAUCUAGAGUGUUUUUCAGUGAAAUCUAAUGCAAUUAUAGGUGUUCUUAGCAGGGCAUCUGUGGGAGUAACUGACUGUCAAGCAUUUCAAAUAAAAGUCUGUAUGUGAUUAUUA